Neoarius graeffei (lesser salmon catfish) is the source of this 3988-nucleotide messenger RNA. Its product is annotated as E3 ubiquitin/ISG15 ligase TRIM25-like. NCBI's taxonomy places the organism in Eukaryota, Metazoa, Chordata, Actinopteri, Siluriformes, Ariidae. The transcript is spliced from 11 exons. Gene Ontology annotation, molecular function: zinc ion binding. The record is from RefSeq and is a predicted model, not a curated record. The coding region runs from base 241 to 1833 and encodes 530 amino acids.
AUCUGCCGCUGUUCGGUCUGAGUGAGGAUUUAUUUCCGUCUCUGUGUGUUUGUAGAUUUAGGGAUAAUAUACAGAAUCACUUUGUGUACAAGCUUUUGUUUGUUUGUCUGCUUGUUUUAAACACCUGCCAGUAAGAAUCAAGUGAGUUUCAGACACACCUGUCUUCCACACGGCUUUUACAUACUGAAUCAGGAAGUGUGCGCUCUUCUAAGUGACUGUGUGAGUUUGUUUUUCAGGAAAAUGGCAGAAGCGAAUAUUUUAGGCUUUCAGGAUCAGUUCAGCUGUUCAAUCUGUCUGGACCUAAUCAAGGAUCCAGUGACUCUUCUUUGCGGACACAGUUUCUGUAUGGUGUGUAUUAAUGGCUGCUGGGAUCAGGAAGAUCAGAAGGGAGUCUAUAGCUGUCCUCAGUGUCGACAAACCUUCAUUCCAAGACCUGCUGUGAGUAAAAACACCAUGCUGGCUGAAGUAGUGGAGACACUGAAGAAAACAGGACUCCAAUCUACACGUCCUGCUCAGUUUGCAGCUGGACCUGAAGAUGUGGAGUGUGAUUUCUGCACUGGGAGAAAAUACAAAGCCAUCAAGUCGUGUCUGGUGUGUCUGGCCUCUUUCUGUGAAACUCACCUCCAGCCUCAUUAUGAAUCUCCUGCCUUUAAGAAGCACAAGUUGGUCGACACCUCCAGACGACUCCUAGAGCAGAUCUGCUCUCAGCAUGACAAACUGCUGGAGGUGUACUGUCACACUGAUCAGCAGUGUAUUUGCAUGUUGUGUACCAUGGAUGAACAUAAAGGACAUGAUACGGUAUCAGCCGCAGCAGCACGAGCUGAGAAACAGAAGCAGUUGAUGGAGAUGCAGGGAAAAUCCAAGCAGAGAAUUCAGGACAGAGAGAAGGAGCUUCAGGAGCUGAGGAAAGCUGUGGAGACCUACAACCACGCUGCACAAACAGCAGUGCAGGAAAGUGAGAGGAUCUUUAAUGAGUUGAUCAAAGCCACUGAGAGAAGAUGCUCUGAACUGACAAAGCUGAUCAGAGCUCAGGAGAAAGUUGCAGUGAGUCAAGCUGAAGACGUCAUGAAGCAACUGGAGCAGGAGAUUGCAGAGCUAAAGAGGAGAGACACUGAGAUGGAGGAGCUUUCACAUACAGAAGAUCCUGUCUAUUUCCUCCAGAGUUUUCAGUCGAUCUCGACCCCAACUGAAUCUUCAAAACUGUCCACCAUCAAAUGCAGCUCUUGCUUACCUUUUGAGGAUGUCAUAAAGUCUGUGUCUCAGCUGAGAAAGAAAAUGGAAGAGUGCUGUAAAACUGAGUUUGAGCACAUAACAAGGAGAGUGAAGGGUAUCACACUCUUUCAAGCUUCUCUUUUUCCCCUUGGUGGCCCCACUCCUCAAUCCCAAAGCAAAGAAAAACCAAAGUUUGGCCCGGUCAAUGAAGUUCCUUCUUUGACCUUUGUCACACCCACUCCUCAAUCCCAAAGCAGAGCAAAACCGAAGUUUGGCCUGUUCAAUGAAGUUCCUUCUUGGACCUUUGUCACACCCACUCCUCAAUCCCAAAGAAAAGCAAAACCGAAGUUUGGCCUGUUCAAUGAAGUUCCUUCUUUGACCUUUGUCACACCCACUCCUCAAUCCCAAAGCAGAGCAAAACUGGAGGAUACCCUGCCCUUUCAAGUUCCUCCUUUUACCCUUGGUGGCCCCACUCCUGAAUCCCAAAGCAGAGAAAAAUUGGAGGAUGUCCUGCCCUUUCAAGCUGCUCCUUUUACCCUUGGUGGCUCCACUCCUGAAUCCCAAAGCGGAGAAAAAUCCAGGCCUGCAAAUGGGAGAACCCCUCAAAUUACCAACUACUGAUGCUCUGUGAAAACUCGCACUUUACGGCACUCUUCAGUCUUUCUCAUUUAUGCACAAUUUCUCUCCUUUCAUGUGUAUAUUGUGGAAUUAUCAGUAUAAUCUUUACAGAAAUUAAUAAAAAUUUAAGGAUCUUGAGUGUGUAUAAAAUAGAAUGCCUUUAUUGUCACUGCACAAAUGUACAAUGAAAUUUAGUUCAUCAUAGGAGAGCAAAGCCACUGCAUACAUGUGUGCCACCACUCUUGGGCACUUCAGCCCAAGGCCAUCCCAUGUUAACCUAACCUGCAUGUCUUUGGGGGAAACCAGAGCACCCGGAGGAAACCCACGCAGACAACAUGCAAACUCCAUAGAGAAAGGCCCCCAUCAGCCGCUGGGCUUGAACCCAGAACCUUCUUGCUGUGAGGUGACAGUGCUAACCACCAUGCUCUCUCAUAUAUUGGGCUGUUCGAAUUGAACGAACCAUGAAAUGUCCUAGUAAUCUUUACAAGGAUGAUGAUGUAGAUUGAGCUCCUAUGCUGAAUUAAAUAGAUAAGAUAAUCGAGACAAUCUACAUAAACACAAAAGCAAAGCUCACUAGUGAACAGCACAAAACUGCUUCCCAAGCCAUGCAGUUACAGUGAGCCAUGAUAACUUCUCCAUCCUGUUUCACCAAUACCCAGUUGUUUAAAGGGGUUUCUGUGGAUCUUUGUGAAUGAUUUAGCUGGAAGAGAAGAGAAGGAAGGAUUGAAAAUCGAGCGGCUGUGGCUUGUUUACCCCAAUACUAAAACUUGUAGCGUCCUAGCAACCAUCACAAAGACGUAUACAGAAAGCCCAAAAAUUCCUCCUUACACUGGCAAAAGCGAUACAGGAUUUAUCUUGUAGUGUCCUGAUCCCCAGACCUUUAAACCAGCCACAUAUAAGAAGUUGUACUCCUCCAUGCUCUUAUCUGUGUGUCUGCGUAGAAUGAUGGCUACAGGGCUGACACAUAGAGACAACCAUUCACGGUCAAUUUAGAGCCACUAAUUAGCCUAACCUGCAUGUCUUUGGACUGUGGGGGAAACCAGAGCACCUAGAGGAAACCCACACAGAGAACAUGUAAACUCUACACAGAAAGGCCCUUGUCAGCCACUGGGCUUGAACCCAGGACCUUCUUGCUGUGAGGCAACAGUGCUAACCACUACACCACUGUGCCACUGUCUGGGAACUCAACAGAUAGAUAAUUUUCCAAAUCAUUGGAAAAAUCUUUCUUUGUUAGCAUGUAAGAUUCUAUCCCAUUGCAAAGAACAACUUUCUGAAUGUAUCUUGACAGAGGCCAACGCACUAAACUGCGAAAGUAGUUGGAAACAGUUUCACUAACUCUUUGCAUUAGGGCAGCCAAACUGUUUUGCCUGACCAGCACUUCAUUCACUGGAAGUAAACUCACAAGCAAAAGUCACGUGACUCAAUACAACCUAUUGCAACUCAUAUAACGACUCUUUACAACCGUGAUGAGCAGAAAAGCAUCUCAGCAUGCAACAGAGAAGAGCACAUUGGGUUCCACUCCUGCAGCCAAGAACAGGAAUCUUAGAAUCAAGAAUAAGUUCCUUUUAAAGUGGCCGGUGAGUGUAUAUUAAUGAAAUGUAUGCUUACAACAAAUGUAUAAUUGCUUUGGUAAGUCAUACGCAAAAUAUAUAAACUUUGUUCUAGUAGUUCACUUUUUUCAAACAGAACAAUUAAAGAACUAGCUUUCUGUUGGUGGUGUUUAUCUGUUGAUGAAAGGUUUAAUAAUUUCAUAUUAGGAAAAAUCUUAAUGGAUCAGAGACAUUUCCUGAAAGCAAAUGUAAAAUGAAUUCAAUGUGUGCUGUCUUCUGUAGAUCAUCUCUAAACCCGUAUAUUUUUCUCCCCAAAAUUUACAUGUUCUUGGAACAACUAUCCUGAAAAAUUUAAAGCAGCUGUUUCACAAGUGUUAUCCUAACCCAGAUGCUUUGAUAUUAAUGUAUUUUUGCCAAGAUUAAAAAAAAUGUUUCUUUGCUUAUGGUUUUAACUUUUCUUAACUUUAUUCAUUUAAAUGAUAUAACAGGUUUUGUUUGUAUUAUGAAGAUUUGUCUGUAAUCAGUAGUGCUGUACAAUUAUUUUGUGUUGAUUUGAAUGUUCUAUGAAGCUUCUAAAAAUACAUAAUAAAAGCUAUUGUGAUCUGCUA